Messenger RNA from Conger conger (European conger), 1934 nucleotides. It is a transcript of the gene crppa, whose product is annotated as CDP-L-ribitol pyrophosphorylase A. Lineage: Eukaryota; Metazoa; Chordata; Actinopteri; Anguilliformes; Congridae. Gene Ontology annotation, molecular function: D-ribitol-5-phosphate cytidylyltransferase activity. The record is from RefSeq and is a predicted model, not a curated record. Bases 358 to 1701 code for a protein of 447 amino acids. Gene Ontology annotation, biological process: protein O-linked glycosylation via mannose; isoprenoid biosynthetic process. Gene Ontology annotation, cellular component: cytosol. The transcript is spliced from 10 exons.
GGUAGUGUAGUUGAUUGAACUCAAAGUAGGUAUGGUUAUGCACAAGCAAGCGAAUUUAUACCAGUUAAUCACGAGAAAUAAUACGCUUUACAUAUACAUUUUGUUAAAAAGUAAAAAACGUACUUUCGGCGAUAUCGUUGCGAGUUUUACAUGAUAAAACUAAGCAACUGUCAGUAGGCAAUUGACGUUCCCCGACAAAGCAAGCACAGCAAACGCAUGUCAGAUGGCUAGCUAGUUAGCUAGGAAGUUACUAGGCGCCCUAAUGGUUAGGUAAGACAAGCUUUAAUAUUAAUAAUGAGUUGAAGUCAUACGAGGUUCGGAUCUGCACGGUUUACUACAAAUGAAUAUGGGAAUCGAAUGAUUAUAGAAAACCAUAAAAAUCUAAAUAUGGAAACAAAAAGAGAGAAUGUCGUCAGGCCGAUAGAUCCAGCGAAUUUCCUUACAGAGGAGACCGGCUCCGAAGAGAAAAGUCCGGGAUGUUUCAGCAUUGAUUUCACGGUGGCCGUUGUACUUCCAGCCGGUGGAUCUGGAGAGAGAACAGGACUGUCGACACCAAAACAGUUCUGCACGUUUCUUAACAGACCGUUGAUAAGCUACACUAUUCAAGCCUUUGAGAGAAUAGCUUGGAUUGAAAAUAUUGUUGUUGUCGUUGCCAAAGAUAGCAUUGAUCUGAUGGUGAAUAUUAUUCAGCAGUUUGGUCACAAAAAAGUAAAAGUGGUCCUGGGGGGAUCAACUAGACACAGGUCCAUUUUCAACGGACUGCAGGCCUUCGGAGAAAGCGAAGAGGAAUCGGCACUGAAAAAGCCAAAAGUGGUCAUUAUCCAUGAUGCAGUCAGGCCAUUUGUUGAAGAGGACUUCCUUCUCAAGAUAGCAAUUGCAGCUAAGCAACAAGGGGCUUCUGGAGCUAUAAGACCUCUUGUGUCUACGGUGAUUGCUACAACAUCUGAGGGCUACUUGGAUCAUUCUCUGGAGAGAGCCAAAUACAGAGCAAGUGAGAUGCCCCAGGGCUUCCUCUAUGAUGUCAUCCAUCAGGCUUAUGUACAGUGCAGUGAGACGGAUUUUGAGUUUGGGACAGAGUGUCUCCAUCUGGUCCUGCAGUACUGUGGUACCAAUGCCAGACUCAUCGAGGGCCCACACACGCUGUGGAAGGUGACCUACAAAAAAGAUCUUUUGGCUGCUGAAUCAAUAAUUAAAGAGACGCUUGCGCAGACGGCCUGUGUUGUCGCAGGUCAGUGUGAGGAAUCCUCCAGGUUAGCGGGGGCCCUGCAGAAAACGCUGGGAUCUCAGGACAUGCAUGUGGACAUCGUGCCGACUUCACUGAGAAGAAGCAGCGCGUUCAUAUCAAAGACCUGGAACUUUGUCCAUGUCACUGUUAAUUCCGCGGGCUUGGCUGAUGUAGAAGAGCUGGUGAAGACAUUUGAGGAGACUGCUCAUUCAGUUCUGUAUUCAGUUGUUCUGAUUUUGGUUCAUCUAGACGUGUCGGAGCAGACCUCUGCCAGCGAGAGGAUGGCAGCACUGGGUGGCAUCAGGAGCCUUGCAGCGGAAGCAAAAAGGAAAAAUAUUUUGCUUUACGGCAUCCUGCUCAAUCCCGUAAAGGAUGCAGGACAGUGGGAAGAGGCUGUGGAGAACCUGUCCCAGAUCAUCAGUGCCCUCAUCAAGGAGCGUAGCCCUGCCCUGGCCGGACAGCUGCUGUGGGUGUAGAGUGCUUCAGUCCCCCUGUUUAGCUGCCUCGCUUUGAAGAAACAUUUCUCCUUUUUGCUAGGCGCGUUAGUUCUAUACCCUACGGAAUAAACUGCCAGCUUGCUGGAGUGCGUCCAAACUGUGCAACAAGACCGGUGCUUUACAUAUAGUAUAUGGUUACAUAUGUGACUUUAUGCACUACUGUUGGAAAGCUGUCAUAUUGAAGUAUUAUUAAAAGACUACAUUUCAUAACA